Messenger RNA from Nannizzia gypsea CBS 118893, 690 nucleotides. RefSeq names its product ubiquitin. Gene Ontology annotation, molecular function: ubiquitin protein ligase binding; protein tag activity. The record is from RefSeq and is a predicted model, not a curated record. Bases 1 to 690 code for a protein of 229 amino acids. The transcript is spliced from 3 exons. Gene Ontology annotation, cellular component: nucleus; cytoplasm. NCBI's taxonomy places the organism in Eukaryota, Fungi, Ascomycota, Eurotiomycetes, Onygenales, Arthrodermataceae. Gene Ontology annotation, biological process: protein ubiquitination; modification-dependent protein catabolic process.
AUGCAAAUUUUCGUCAAGACACUCACGGGCAAGACUAUCACCCUGGAGGUGGAGUCCAGCGACACUAUUGACAACGUCAAGACCAAGAUCCAGGACAAGGAGGGCAUCCCCCCAGACCAGCAACGUCUUAUCUUCGCCGGAAAGCAGCUUGAGGACGGUCGGACCCUGUCCGACUACAACAUACAGAAAGAGUCCACCCUCCACCUCGUCCUCCGCCUCCGUGGUGGUAUGCAGAUCUUUGUGAAAACUUUGACCGGCAAGACCAUCACUCUUGAGGUCGAGUCCAGCGAUACCAUCGACAACGUCAAGACCAAGAUCCAAGACAAGGAGGGCAUCCCCCCAGACCAGCAACGUCUUAUCUUCGCCGGAAAGCAGCUCGAAGACGGUCGGACCCUGUCCGACUAUAACAUCCAGAAGGAGUCUACUCUUCAUCUCGUCCUUCGUCUGCGUGGUGGUAUGCAGAUUUUCGUAAAGACAUUGACCGGCAAGACAAUCACAUUGGAAGUCGAGUCUUCAGAUACCAUUGACAACGUUAAGACAAAGAUCCAAGACAAGGAGGGCAUCCCUCCAGACCAGCAGCGACUCAUCUUCGCUGGAAAACAGCUUGAGGACGGCCGGACGUUGUCGGACUACAACAUCCAGAAGGAGAGUACGCUCCAUUUGGUUCUCCGGCUGCGUGGAGGAAACUAG